Molecule: messenger RNA, 414 nt
Organism: Camellia sinensis
Lineage: Eukaryota; Viridiplantae; Streptophyta; Magnoliopsida; Ericales; Theaceae
Source: RefSeq, a predicted model, not a curated record
AUGGUUCAUCCACCCAAGGGCACUCUGAUGAUCAAGUCAGUAUUCUUAUCUCUCACAGACAUCGCUCAAGCCAUCCAACACGUGCACUCCCAUGCGGUCAAGGCCAAGCUGGUGAAGAAGGUCCUUGUAAAAAAGACACAAGAAACAGCAACUCUCCUUGCUUCACUCAACGAAGCUGAGACCUGCACUCAGAAUUUAAUGGACAAGGCAAAAGCUGCAAAAAUUGCAAAGAACAAAGCCAAGGCUAAAGCCGAAGCUGCUAAGGCCGAUGCCAAGGCCGCCAAGGUCAGAGCGGCCGAAGCUGAGGCCAAACUCACUGAGGCCCUCGAAGUGAAGGACGCCAAGAUAAAGUCGGCCAAUAAAAAGGCCUUUAAGGAGGGGCAAGCCGCCAUAUGCGAUCAGUACAAACAAUAA